This is a messenger RNA of Clonostachys rhizophaga, 390 nucleotides long. The record is from the annotation of a GenBank genome assembly. NCBI's taxonomy places the organism in Eukaryota, Fungi, Ascomycota, Sordariomycetes, Hypocreales, Bionectriaceae.
AUGUCGAACCAGAGCUACUACGGUUACUCCAACAGCCACGCCUACCCUCAGCAGUCCCAGUACCAGCAACCACAAUACUCACCACGACACCUGGGAAACAACCCCUACAGCCACGGCCAGGGAGGAUACAUCCCCCCUUACCACCAGCAAGCCGACUACUACCGUGCUCCUGCUCCGCAGUACAAUGGUCACCAAGAAACGGUUGGUCCUGAUGGGGAGCGUGGGCUUGGUGCUACAGUUGUAGGCGGAGGCGCUGCUGGCUGGGCUGCCCACAAGGCUGGUUCAGGCAUGCUUGGCAGUCUGGCCAGUGCCGCUGCUGGUGCCAUCGGCGCCAAUGUGCUUGAGAACAAGUUGAAGAAGUACCGCAACAAGAAGCAUAACAAGCAUUGA